UUUCAUAAUGGCCAAGAAUGAUCCACAAGAAGGUCCUGUACCUCUGGAAACAUCGGUAUUCUACACCACUUACCAAAGAGAUUAUCUCCCAGCUGUAUGUGACACUGUACCGAUAGCUACCGUUGCUACUUAUCCUAGAAGCAAAGUAUCUGUUCUCCAGCCGACCACUUUGCUUAUCCACGGAAAUGAAGGCCAUGGUACGUUACCUUUAAUUGACGGCAAGAGUAAUGACGAUGGCACGUUUCUUAAUGGUAUACCUCAACAGUCUACGAAAUCACUUGUUAAAACAUCGUAUAACGUGAAGAAAAGUGAAGUAAGGUGCGGCUGUUGCAAUGGAACACGUUAUGUUAUACUUCUUAUGGCGGUUCUGAGUUUAACGGCUACACGCGCCAACGAGAUGACCUUCAAUUUAGCAGUUAUUUGCAUGACAUCAAAUGGCACUGUCGAAGGGGUGGAAUCAGUGAAAUUAUCACCUCGCGAAACCAGUGCGAUAUUUGCGGGAGGUGCUAUAGGUGCCAUAAUAUUUGUAUUACCGAUCGCUUAUGCGCUUCACCGUUUCGGAUCACAGAUUGUUUUCAGCAUUCUUCUUCUCUUUUCCUCAUUCGGUACAGCGUUAAUGCCAUUUGCUGCAAGUAAAGGUGUGCCCUGGAUGGUAUGCGUCCGUAUUACGCAAGGUAAAUUCUUGACUUUACUCUCAUUAGGCGGUCAGUUAUCACAGAUUAUCACAAUGCCAUUAGCGGCACAUUUAUGCGUCACAUCCGGAUGGCCUUCCGCCUUCUAUGCCCCUGCACUUAUAUCUGCCAUUCUAGCAUUUAUCUUCUUCCUUUUUUAUCGAAAUGAUCCGGUGAAACAUCCAUGCGUUUCUGCCAACGAGGCACUUCUCAUCACCGAAGGAGCACAACGUAAGCAUCGCAAAGAGAUAUCAAUACCUUAUCGAUCCAUUGCAACAAGUGGUCCCGUUUGGGCCGUGUGGUUUGCGUUUUUGGGCAAUGCAUUCGGAUUCCAACUUGUUGUUCAAUAUAUGCCAACAUAUCUUAACAAAACUUUGGCAGUUCCAAUUGAGGGGACUGGUCUGUCUGCAGUAUUACCACCUUUCGUCCAGUUAGUUAUUAAAAUGGUAGCUGGUGUUCUUUCUGAUAAAAUAACCUGCAUUUCGGAGAAGUUUAAGCUUCAGUUGUUUAACACAAUUGCAAUGGUAGGAUGUGCUUUAUUCCUGUUGCCACUUGGCUUUCUGAAUUCAGACCGUGUUGGAAUCGCUAUAAUUUGCUUUACGGGUGCUGUAAGUUGUAUUGGACUGAUUGCUUGUAGUUCGAUGAAAUCAGCCACACUAAUUGCUCGGACAUUUACUGAAUUUGUGAUGGCUGUUGUUCAGCUGGUUAUAUGUCUCAGUAUGCUUUCGGUACCAUUUAUGGUCAGUAUAUUGGCACCGAACAAUACCAUUCUGGAAUGGCGUUACCUCGUAUUCACGACAGCUUUCGUUUUAAUACUGUGUAAUGCAAUAUUUUGCUGGCUAUGCAGUGCAGAGCCAGAACCUUGGGCAUUACUUGGAGAACAGAAACCUGUUAAUCAUUGUGAAACUGAGGAGAAAUUAAGUCAGCAAGAUAUGGCUUAGACGUUAAUGUUUAAUUACAGUAUAUAUUAUGAAGCCAUAUAAAUUAUUGUUCAACUUACGUUAUAAGUCAUCAAUAAGUAAAAGUAUUAGAUUUCAGAAGUAUUUUCAGUUAUAAUACUGGUAGUGUUAUAUUUGAGAGGAAUGUGUUUUUUAUGUAUGUUGUUAAUUUAUUUAGUUGUACUUUUUUAAUUAUGUUUUUGAAACGUAAUUGCUAUAAUUUAACCCUCGGCCAGUGGGAUGUCCAGAAUUUCAGGUGAAAUUGUGAAGGAUAAAAUGAAUGAUUGAACAGCAGGAAUAAU
Loa loa (African eye worm) is the source of this 1911-nucleotide messenger RNA. RefSeq lists its product as hypothetical. The coding region runs from base 8 to 1612 and encodes 534 amino acids. Gene Ontology annotation, molecular function: transmembrane transporter activity. Gene Ontology annotation, biological process: transmembrane transport. The record is from RefSeq and is a predicted model, not a curated record. Lineage: Eukaryota; Metazoa; Nematoda; Chromadorea; Rhabditida; Onchocercidae. The transcript is spliced from 7 exons.